AUGCGUGAGCUUAUGAACUGUGGGGCAGAAUUCAACCACGAUGGCAAAUUGCCGUCCGCAGUCUUCGGUGCAGUGUCUAAUGGCCGCCUGGAAGCCCUUAAGGUUUUGCUCGACAGGGGAGCUGAUCUAUCUGCGCUCAACACAGACGGCAGUUCCAUUCUCCAUCAUGCCGCUAGACACGGAGCAUGGGAUGAGCUGGUUCAGCUCUUGAUAGACCAUGGAGCGGAUCCCCAUGUUGUUGCCUAUAACGAGCAGACUGCUUUACACCAAACUGCGGGCGCCGCAUUCGCCGAAGUCGAGUCUGAGUGCAACCGCUGCAGCUCGCCAAUCCCCGAAAAGGGUAUGCGCUACAUCUGCACCGAGUGUCCUAACAUCAACCUGUGCGCGUCUUGCAUGCGGAGUUAUGAGUCGGAGAAUCUGCGCAUUAAGAUCUGCCGCGGACAGAAUUUCUGGGGGAUCGAAGUCUCGAAGUACCGGCUUUCGCAGCCCAUGCGCGAGGGGAAAGAGAAGGGGUUGGAGAUGGUGAGAGCUCAGUGGUUGCGGAAUCUGAUUAAGAUAUUUACGGUAAAAAGGCGGAUGCUUGUGAGCAAAUACUUGUAUCAUGCUAGCAUAUCUGGCAUAUAUACCUCGAAUUUGAUAAUCAGGAUAGUCCCGGCACCCCAGCCAUAG
This is a messenger RNA of Aspergillus calidoustus, 669 nucleotides long. Lineage: Eukaryota; Fungi; Ascomycota; Eurotiomycetes; Eurotiales; Aspergillaceae. The record is from the annotation of a GenBank genome assembly.